Penicillium macrosclerotiorum is the source of this 2151-nucleotide messenger RNA. RefSeq names its product ankyrin repeat domain-containing protein. The record is from RefSeq and is a predicted model, not a curated record. Gene Ontology annotation, molecular function: protein binding. The transcript has 4 exons. Bases 1 to 2151 code for a protein of 716 amino acids. NCBI's taxonomy places the organism in Eukaryota, Fungi, Ascomycota, Eurotiomycetes, Eurotiales, Aspergillaceae. Gene Ontology annotation, cellular component: nucleus; cytoplasm.
AUGCCGAUGGCAAUUGAAAAUGAAUUUUCUCGUUUCAAGAUUUGGGCUGGCAAUCUGGGCGCUUUGCAGAGAGGUCGAAGUUCUCUUGACGCUAGAUUACGAGACUCGAUAGUGCUACGAGCAGCAGUCCUCAAGUUUCUGGGACAGUUGCAAGACUCCUUGAGUAAAAGUGCCGAGAUCACCACAGGUCUUCGCCUACCCUACGAACAGGGUAGCGAUGUCCCACCUACCCCUGACGAAGAAAUCGAGGACAGUGAUUCCAGUGAUUCCAGUGCCGCCGGUAGCGACUUGAUUACCGGAGAACUUGCCGAAAGAUUAGACGAAAUCAAAGAUAUCAUGGAGCACCUGUACAGGCUUUCCUUUAAGAUACGCAACACAAGAUAUCGAUCACUCACCAAGAAAGCCCUUCUCAUGAAAGAGGAAAAUCCGCAGACUGGGAAAGACUUGUUCUCGGCGUAUGCCAUCUUCGAUCGUCGACAUGUACAGGAGUUGCUCGAUCACCUACGUCUGCGUCCAUCAUCACAGGAAUUCACUGCUGAACAUGUACGAGACCCAAAUCACGAUUUUGUCGAUAUCUUAGAUGCCAGGGAUCAUCUGCUAGAUGGAGGCGAUUUUCUGCGAGAUCGCUUAGCAAAAGCAAUCACCAACCGGAGAAGGUAUUUUGCAUAUUGGCAGAGACAUGCUCUCAAGCUCUCACACAUUACGGAUGAGCCAACUCACCAGCAGAGUCCCGCAACUCUCGUGAGGCCUGCGGAGCCUGUCUCCCAGCCUCCAAUCACGCUCCGUGUCUCAGGCAACUUCAUGCCGACUCCAAAAACCAAGUCAAUGGUGUCAGGAACCGAUUUCUCCAUGUAUAACCGUGAAAUGGACGACCAGUUAGAAACAGAGACGGUGAUUUCUUACGCGACUACGGCCUACGACAUUGAUGGAAAGUCCCCCGAACUACCUCCACCUCCUUCCGAUGCAGCCAAGCAUAUCCGCCAAGAUCUCCAGCCGUACGUAUGUACCUACGAGAAAUGUCCAGAUGCCGACCGCAUGUACUCCAGUCGGCACACAUGGCUUGAACAUGAGCGACUGGUCCACCGCCGCGUAUGGAGAUGCUUUGAACACAGGUUCUUCAUCUCGAUAUCGAAAGACGGCUUGCUGCAACAUUUUUCAGAUUGCCACAAAGGUCUGGAUAGGCAGCAGAUCGAAAAUCUCCUAGAUUUAGCGGAGACGACGGUAGCCGAUGACAGAAAAAUGUGCCCAUUCUGCUACUCGGUUGGACCUUUCAAUAAAGGAUUUUACAAUCACGUUGCUUUCCAUCAGGAACAAGUCGCAACGUUUGCAGUCCCGCGAAACUUUGACGGCAAUGAAGAGUCAGACUCUGCGAGAGCCGAAGGCAUCAGAUCAGCUGGCUCUUUGCCUUCCGUUGCUCUAGAUUUCUCGGAUGAUAGCAGCCUUCACAGCGACAAAAUUGAGGAAUCGAGAAACAAAGUCGACGAUCACCUAAUAAGCGCUGCAGAAAUGGGGGAUGAGGCAGAGGUGAGAAUGGUGCUCGCGAAGGGCGCCGACGUCAACGCCCAGGGUGGGGAAUAUGGCACCGCACUCCAGGCGGCAUCACACUGUGAGGUGAUGCAAAUACUGCUCGCGAAGGGCGCCGACGUCAACGCCCAGGAUGGGGAAUAUGGCACCGCACUCCAGGCGGCAUCAUUCAGGGGCUAUACAGAGGUGAUGCAAAUGCUGCUCGACAGAGGCGCCGACGUCAACGCCCAGGGUAGGGAAUUUGGCACCGCACUCCAGGCGGCAUCACACUGUAGUCAAAUAGAGGUAAUGCAGAUACUACUCGACAGGGGCGCCAACGUCAACGCCCAGGCUGGGAGAUAUGCCACCGCACUCCAGGUGGCAUCAUUCAAGGGCCAUACAGAGGUGAUGCAAAUGCUGCUCGACAGAGGCGCCGACGUCAACGCCCAGGGUGGGGAAUUUGGCACCGCACUCCAGGCGGCAUCAUACAGCGGAAGUAAACGGGCGGUGCAGAUGCUGCUCGACAGAGGCGCCGACGUCAACGCCCAGGGUGGGAGGCAUGGCACCGCACUCCAGGUGGCAUCAUUCAAGGGCUAUACAGAGGUGAUGCAAAUGCUGCUCGACAGAGGCGCCGACGUCAACGCCUAG